Molecule: messenger RNA, 1048 nt
Organism: Prunus mume (Japanese apricot)
Lineage: Eukaryota; Viridiplantae; Streptophyta; Magnoliopsida; Rosales; Rosaceae
Product: Calcium-binding EF-hand family protein
Molecular function (GO): calcium ion binding
Source: RefSeq, a predicted model, not a curated record
UAGCCGCAUGGAAAGGUUCACUACGAAGCUUCCUGGAAGUUGCCAUGGCAGUGCCUACACUCCCACCAUUUAACCCCUCAUCCCGUCCUCUCUUCUUCCCAUCCUUUCCCUUCUCUCUCCUUCUUCUUCCUCUCACUCUUCUCGCUUUCUCUCUCUCCAACCUCUUUUCCCCUCUGGGUUUUCAUUUUCGGUCAUGAAGCUCAUCAAAAUCAGCUCCAAAAGUCUCAGCCCGAAACACCUCUUCCGGUCCAAGAAGGACCGAUCCGCGGUGUCCCGCCGCUCCUCCGACCCACCAUCGUUCGGGUCCGGAACGGCGUCGUCGUCGUCUUCGUCCUCCUCGUCCUCGGACUCCCUCCACAAGCCCGGAACCGGAGCCGAAGCUGGUGGUAUCCGGACGCCGACGAGCGUUUUGCCCGAAAGAUCGGGCGACUGGUCCGAUUUCUCGACCGAUCUGCAGCUCGACAUGGCUCAGGCGUUUAAGCUCAUAGACCGAGACAACGACGGAGUGGUCUCGAGAAAAGAGCUGGAGGCUCUGCUAAGCCGGCUUGGAGCCGACCCGCCGAGCCAAGAAGAGGUGAUGUUGAUGCUGAGCGAGGUGGACCGAGAAGGCAACGGUUCGAUAACCCUCGAUGCACUGUUGAACCGGGUCGGCCCAGUUUGCGGUCCGGCCGCGGACUCGGAGCUGCGCGAUGCUUUCAAGGUCUUUGACUCGGAUCACGACGGCAAAAUAUCGGCCGAGGAGCUUUUCAACGUUUUUACGGCGAUAGGGGACGACCGGUGCACCUUAGAGGACUGCCGGCGCAUGAUAGCGGGGGUAGAUAAGAACGGGGACGGGUUCGUGUGCUUCGAGGACUUUGCUCGUAUGAUGGAACUGCAGAGAUGAUGAUGACGUUGCUCCUGAUUUUAGCGAGUCAUAAAAAGUCCUUUGGCUUGGUUUUUUAUCUUUUUAAUUUCGGUUGGGAUAAUGCAUGUAUGGUUUUUCACGGUACCUUGUUGAAUAUAUCAGAGGAUCUGACGGCUUGGAUUGAUUGUUCUCAAGCUUUAAAAA